This is a messenger RNA of Camellia sinensis, 1530 nucleotides long. NCBI's taxonomy places the organism in Eukaryota, Viridiplantae, Streptophyta, Magnoliopsida, Ericales, Theaceae. The record is from RefSeq and is a predicted model, not a curated record.
CCAGUCAUAUAAUUAUUAGCACCUCUCUCUCCCUCUCUCCCUACACUCAAUCUUUGUGAAUUUUAAUGGCGAAGAUUUCACAGAAAAACACUUCAAACACUUCUUCAAACAGCAAACCGGCGACAAAGGCAAAGCGAACACGAAAGAGCGUCCCUCGCGAGUCUCCUCCGCAGCGAAGCUCCAUCUAUAGGGGUGUCACUAGGCACCGGUGGACGGGACGCUAUGAAGCUCAUUUGUGGGACAAGAAUUGCUGGAAUGAGUCCCAGAAAAAGAAAGGAAGACAAGUAUAUCUUGGAGCCUACGACGACGAAGAAACAGCAGCACAUGCUUAUGACAUGGCGGCAUUGAAGUACUGGGGACAAGACACCAUCCUUAAUUUUCCGCUGUCAACUUAUCAAGAAGAGCUUAAAGGAAUGGAGAGUCAGUCAAAAGAAGAAUAUAUUGGUUCUCUAAGGAGAAAAAGUAGUGGAUUUUCUCGCGGAGUCUCUAAAUAUAGAGGCGUAGCAAGGCACCAUCACAAUGGAAGAUGGGAGGCCAGAAUUGGGAGGGUGUUUGGCAACAAGUAUCUCUAUCUUGGAACUUAUGCUACCCAAGAAGAAGCCGCCACAGCAUAUGACAUGGCAGCCAUAGAGUAUAGGGGACUUAAUGCAGUUACCAAUUUUGACCUCAGCAGAUACAUCAAGUGGUUAAGGCCAAACCAAAACACUACUAACAACCCUCAACCAAAUCCUAAUCAUAGUGUUGACUUGACAAAUCCUAGUAAUGAAGUAGGACUAGGGUUUCUUUACCAACAAAGCUCUAGCUUCGCUACUGAAGCAACCCUAGUUCCUCCACGUCCUGCUGGUGGUGCCACUGCAUCGUCUGCCCUAGGACUUCUACUACAGUCAUCAAAGUUUAAGGAAAUGUUGGAGAGGACAUCAGUUGUUGACUGUCCGUCGACGCCCUUGGAGUCUGAUCCUCCCCGGAGUAGCUUCCCAGACGACAUACAGACGUAUUUUGAUUGUCAAGACGCUAGCAGCUAUGGCGAGGGAGAUGACAUUAUUUUUGGGGAAUUGAAUUCAUUUGCAUCACCCAUGUUCCAAUGCGAGCUUGAUGCAUAAUAAAUUAAAGAAUAAGAUUACAUACACGUCGUAUUUUUUUUUGUUGCAUUUUCUAUCGACUAGACCCUACUCUCAUUAAUUAUGAGUAAGUGGUAGAAAAUGCAAUAGAAAAUGACGUGUACUCCGUAAUAAUUAAAAUAGUACUUCCCUCACCACACAUACAUACAUUCUGCUUUUGUGAAUGUGAAGGUGAGGACAGUGACUACAAUGAUGACAAGGAUGGUGAUGAUGAAAAAAGAGAUUAGAGCUCUCUUCUGAAUUAGGGAGAAUAAUUUUUUUUUUUUUUAAAUUUCUAAUGUUGGUUCAUAAAUUACUUGUAGAUAUAGAUUGAAAUAGACAUUCGUUUACCUAUCUUUUAAUAAGACAAUUUUUUUUGGGCUGGUAAGAGCCUGUAGUUUUAUUAAUUCUUCAAUAAAUGGAUGUUUCACUU